GGGGAUGUUCUCCCUCCUAGGUCAAUAGAUCAAUUGCCAUGAAGAGGUAUCAAGACUCAUGCAAUUCAACACACACAUCAAUCAAAUAGAUAAUAAGAGUUCAAAAACAUAGAAUAUGCCACAUACAUCAACAAUCAAACCAACAUCUAGACCUAGGGUUCAUCAACCUAAGAGAAGGAAAGAUUCAUGGAGAAGAGGAUAGAGAAUACAUUAUAAGCUUAGAAUCUUCAAUCUUCAUCUUCUAGGGGAUUUUCUUCAAUCUCCAACGGUGAUUUUAUUGUCCAAAAUAUCUCCUAGAACCCUCCUAUGUCACUCUCUCUAGAAUCGGCCCUUGAGUGUUUUGGGGUAAAAAACUCAGCUCCCCUUUGCUAAAAACCCGUUGCUAUUAAUUUAUACUCAUAGUAGUGCAAGGAUAACGUUUUUGGUGUUUACUUCACGGCCGUGAACAGUUCAAAAACGUGUUCUCGGCACAAAACACACUAUUUUGUGCACACUUCACGGUUUUAAUGCUACUUUCACCCCCUUAAGGCGUGAAGUGUGCAUAGACCACGAGAUGCACAAAGGAUGCUAGAAAAUUGAAAAAUUCACUGUUUUGGUGCGAUUUUCACUCCCUCAAGGCGUGAACAUUAUGCCUUGCCCGUGAACCUUGCAUAGACUCCACUUUUUGGCUCGUUUUAGCCUCUAAAUGGCCCAGAACUCAUCCCCAACCUUCCCACACGUACCAGGACCUGAAAUGUGACAAAAGAAGCACAACCUAGCAUAAAAUAGGUCAAGGAAAGUUGAUUUACAAGUCAAACAAUCAAAGAUAUGAAGGGAUAAAACAUGUUAAAAUGCACCCGAAUCAAACUCCCCCACACUUGAACGUUUGCUUCUCCUCUAGCAAACCUAACUCACAUAAGUGCAAAAAAUGCAAGAAACUCACAAUGGUAUGCACUAUAGUUCGUUGGUAUCACCUCAAAGACAAUCGAAGAUGAGAGAACGCUACUUCAAUCUCUUCGUGAAACACACACUCUCAGAUGGGGACCUUGUUAACUAAGGAGGUCUUGACAUUUUACGAUGCACCGGGGGACUCUCAAGAAAACAUGAAAACGAUGGCCUCCAUGGUGGUGCUCCUACUUUCUUUUUCAAAAGUGGACUCAAAUUUUUUAGCCUCAAAUUAAACUUUGAUGCACAUGGCACCACACUUUUCCAAUUUUGCAAAUUAAAGUAUCUCUCCCUCGUGACCAAGAGCGAAAGGAUAUUGCCUUCCCAAUCUCAGCCACAUGUGGGAAACAUGAUGGUCAGAUUCAUUGCCCGAGCACCACUUCAAAACCUUCAAUCCUCAUCUCAAUGAAAGACGGGUUGCCACACAUGUCGAGUACCAACGAGAGCUGAGGUCUCAUGACUCGCAUAAAGACACACUAUCUCCUUACCAUACGAGUCCGUGAGGAGGAGAGCUGUAUUGGGGAUGAAAAGUAGUGAAAGAUAAUUGGGAUGCUAGAAAGCUAUCCGGUCCCCACACAGACCCUCAAAUGACAAUCCGUGCCGAGAGAAAAGCCCUUCGACGGCUUAAUAGACCUUUAAUGGAUUUUUUUUACUCUCUGAUGCCUUCUUGGUAUGUUCUUGAUGAAUUUCAAGGUACAACAAAGUCUACGGAAACUUGGAUCAAACAAUGAAGAACUAUAGAGGACAAAAGGAGCUAUCAAGAGAAGAAUAUGGAGUUUUCACGAUAAAUACGAGGUCUAAUGAUGCAUAUGCCUAUUAGUAAUCACAAUAUGAGCCUAAGAGAAGCCUAAGGAAGGAAAACUCGGUCCAAGCAGACACGAUACCGGUGGCGGCCCAACAAUUGGUCCAACCGGCAUUGGAGGAAACAUAUUCAAGACGCGUACAUGAUGAACAAAGGUAGCCCAUGGGCCAAGGAGCUCAGCACACAAGCAGAACAAGCAGCGGUCCCAAUUGCUGCCAUGUCGCCGCUUGUGCCCAAGCUUCUAACAACCUUCCUCAGCAAUUUACUUUGUCCACAAGUUGAUUGAAAUGAAUCCAAGUAGGAGAAUGAAUGUUUUGGCCGACAUUAGGAGGGGAAAGACUAGAAAACCCCUCUAUCUUGUGCUAUAAAUAGGUGCUUAGACUUCAUUUAGAAAACAACUUUUACUCAUGAAAACAUCUAAACCUCUGUCGGAUUGAGGAGAGAAUGACACCAUCGAUGCUUUUAUCCCCCAAUCUCACAUGACUAGCUAAACUCUUUGUUGUUUGGGAUGUUGAUUUAUGAUGCAUAUUGUAUUACUUUCAAUGAAUUAAUGAGAUGUCCUAGAGCAUCGAUGUACAUUCUUGGAGCAUCGAUGGUCUAGUUAUUUGUCUGAUAGUUAUAUUGAUAUGAUGAAUUACUAUGUGUGUUGAUUAUACUACUACUAUGGGAGAAAAGGAAAAUGAUCUCGUGUAGUAGGCAUCAUCAUUAUGCAUGUAUAGAGGGGAAGUACUCGGAUGAUGAUGAUGCUUGAUGUUUGAAAAUCCCCAAAACCAUAGAGCAUCGUUAUGGCUCAUAGAUGCCUAUAGAUAACAAUUAGCUAUCCUUCCUUGCCUUCAUUAAUUAGUUGAUGACAUAAUUGAAAGCAUGCAUUUGCUAGUUAACUUCCUAUCGGAAGAGUUGCAUGCACGGGUAGGGAAUGGCUUAGGGGAAAGGAUAUGAUGUUGUCAAAGCAUCGAUACAUAUACACAUAUUAUCCAGGAGAAAGUAUCAUGACCAUCUAGAUGACACUUCCUAAACAAUUGUUUCCUACUUGCUCUAUUUUCAUUCUUUGCCUCGUAUACUCUUUCUUUCUUUAGUGUGUUACUCGAAUUCAAUAGGGAACCUCAACGCAUUUUUUUCACUUUCUGUUAUUUCUACUAAUCACUUGAGCAUCUAGUUUUGAGUAGCUACCAUCAAAAGACCUCGUGGAAUAUGACCCUAGGCAUCUAUAGGAUUAUUACUAUAAUCUUUAUUGCAUCAAGUUUUUUGCCGCCGUUGUCGGGGACUUUUGAUUGUGUAUUCGAAAGAAGCUAUUUGUUUAAGGAUAUUACGAUUUUCCAUUUUCAUUUCAGGAACCAAGGUGUGGAUCACGAAGCAAGAUGGUGACCCUGUUCGAGUACUUCCGACUCAAGGCCUCAAAGUUCAUGAAAUGCAACAUCCAUAAUUCAAAUGACAUGGAGAUUCAAACCCCUUGGAUAGAGAUGGUGAGGACAUCACUACAAUUUGAUGGAGAAGAUGACAAGGAUCUAGUGAAGAAUAUUAGGAACUUCAAUUAUGUCUGAUCUAGCAUUGAAGGACAAGAAGAAGCGACUAUAUGCCUGAAGCUUUUCCGCCUCUCAUUAAAAGGGAAGGCUUGAGUCUGGCGGGACAUGCAUCCAAGAGGCACGUUCAGGGCAUGGGAGGAGGUUGCACAAGCAUUCCCAGACGAGUACUUUUCACCAUGGAUGUUAGAGGAAUUCAUAGACGAAAUCUCAAGAAUUCAUCAAAGACAAGGAGAGCCAAUACAUGAAACCUAGGUAUUUUAGUUAGAACUAUAAAAUGAGUCGAGUAGAGUCAUGUUUUACACAGUUUGAGCUCGAGCUACUCUUGUUUACUAAAAUCUUUAGCUCAUAUUUGAUACAUUCAAUUGUAUGUCAUGUAUGGUACAUGUGAUUGAUGUCAUGAUGAAAAAUAAUAAUAGUCAAAUGUUCAACAUUAAUUAAUCUCAUAUUAUACUUUGUUGAUAUCAUAUUAUUUAGUUAAUAUAUUUUAACUAGUUCACAUCAUGUUGUUUCAUAGUAUCGAAGUAAUUAAUUUAUGAUACAUAAUUUCUUUAUAAAAUUAAAAAGGUGUAUUUUCUUACAUGCUCAACAUGUUAACUUCAUAUGAGGUGAGAUAUAUUAUUUAACAAUCCUAUGAAUUAUCAAAAUCCAACUCCUAAGAUAUAGAUAGAUUCACUCAUAAGUCAGUGAUUAAGUUGGCUCUCUAACCACAAUGUUGAGACAUCUCAUGAUCUCUAAAGGAGCCGGCUCACGAGUUGAACUCAACAAACCGCCGAGUCGAGCUAGCUCGCGAGUUGAACAAAGUUUAGCACAAACUCGGCUCGUUAGUAAAAGAGUCGAGUUUCGAACUAGUUUUUCCCGAGUCGAACGUCAAGCCACUCGCGAGCAACUCAGCUCAUUUGUAGCCCUACUUGUUGUAGAUGACCUUACGCGCUAUCAUGGUUUUACCAAUAUUUAAGAAACCCAACACUAUCAGUCGGUCAGACCGAAAAUACCCACCCAUAUCGCUAAAAAGUUUUUGUGAUGAAAAAUGAUUGAACCUCAAUUAAACCAUGAUUUUAUUACAAAAUACCCUAUUACUAACUUUCCAUUAUAACAUUCGGUGUAAUUUUACAAUCCUUCAUUUUUAACGGGACAAAACGACGAACCCGAUUUUUUUUUUCUUCGUUGAAUCAGUUGCAAUUGUAUUACCAAACUAUAUGCAAAUUACAUAUAGUGCCCGAUACAACGAAAGGAUUACUCAAGACAAGUAACCCUGCAGAGAAGGGAACAACUCCCCCCACAAACCCACCUGACUACUCUAAGCUCUCCAAACCAGACUAUAGGAAACCAGUAGCCACCAGGUCAGUCUGUAAAUCACUGUCAACACUACCCAAAUACAAAAGAUCAUAAGUAAUUAAUCUACUGAGAGUUGCAGCAUCCCUUGGAGCAAUUUGAUGCUGUCGAUUACAUCUUUCACGCCACAGGUAUGCGAUACAGGCACACCAGAAGACUCCAAUUACCCUCCCAAUCGAGGAACCCUUCUUGCUCAAAGCCACAGCAGCCUGCACAUUCUCUUGCCAACUCGAUCUACAGAGCAGAUGACCUCCCCUCCAGCAAGAAAUAACCUGCAGUGAGUAAGGACACUGAAAAAACAAGUGCUCCCUGGUCUCCAAGGCCCCCCUGCAAAGCAAACAUGAGCCAUCCAGGAUCUUACCCCACCUGACCAGCUUGUCCCUGGUAGUAGUAACUUCCAUCAAAACUAGCCAAGUGAUCAAACUAUUGUUAGGCAGAUGCUUUUUACACCAGACCAGUUUUGACCAAUCCACUUGUUGAUGUUCAAUACGCAGAGUAUUCCAUACAGUGGAUACCUUAUAAACAGGAAUCAGCUUACCAUCCCAACUAGGAGGGUCACCAGCCAUUGUUAGAUGAGCCUGAAGUAAAGGUCGAAGCUUGAGGACCCUUCUCCAUGCCCAAGAACUACUUGGACUCACAUUCAUGGUCCAAACACUACCCUGUUUGACUCUGUAUUUCCACAUCCAAGCCACCCAAAUUGCACCACUUUUCAUCAUCAGAAGCCAAAUCAUUCGAAUAGUACAUGCUCUAUUCCAAGCCAGGAGAUCCUUGAUGCCCAGUCCCCCCUCUCCUUUUGGUCGAGCCAGUCUUUCCCAGCCAAUUUUAGCUCUACCCUCAUUACCCCCAUGCCAAAGGAAUCUUGAGCAUACAACAUACACCUUCUUUAAAACCUUUUUGGGAAGGAGGAAAACCUGCAUCCAAUAUUGCAGGAUGCCCAUAAAAACAGAGUUAAUCAACUCAAGUCUACCUGCAUAACUCAAUUUCUUUGCACGCCAAGUCCCAAUCUUCUGAGUGAUUCUCUCAACCAAUUUAUCACAAUCAGCUGAGGAAAGCUUCCCUGAAAAUAAUGGGAGCCCCAAGUACCUGACAUGGAGUUUUCCCUCUUGAAACCCAGACAACUGAAGAGCAUUACCCUUAUACAGCUCAGAUAUCCCUCCAAAAUAAAUUUCACAUUUGCUCGGGUUACAUUUCAGUCCAGAAAGAGAAUAGACAACAGCUCCUGAACUUUGCAUAUUGCUUGUGCAGAGCCUUCUGUAAAGAUCAGAAGGUCAUCUGCAAAGCAUAGGUGAGUCAAACCUAUGUGCUUGCACUGAGGGUGGUAAAUCAGUUGCUUUCUUUCAGCAGCUCUGUUAAGAAUAGAAGAUAGCCCUUCCAUGGCAAUGGUGAAGAGGUAGGGGGAGAGAGGAUCCCCCUGCCUUACCCCUCUUUUUGCCCCAAAGAAACCACAGAGUCCCCCAUUGAUGCAAAUACUAAACUUAGAAGUCUUAACACAUAGUUUAAUCCAGUACAAGAACUUGACAGGGAAUCCCAUAGUCUCCAUCAUUAAAAACAUAUAAUCCCAGUUUACUGAGUCAAAAGCUUUCAUCAAGUCAAUUUUGAUAGCACAUCGAGAGGAGAGAUUCCUUCUACCAUAACUACUGACUAACUCCUGAGCCAAAAGAAUGUUGUCCACUAUUCUUCUCCCUUCUAUAAAGGCUGAUUGAUUAUUACUUAUAACAUUAGGGAGGACCUUCUUUAGUCUAUUUGAUAGAAGCUUAGCAAUGACCUUAUAGAGAAUGUUAAUGCAUGAAAUUGGCCUGAAAUCUUUGAGUUUACAAGCAGAGGUUACCUUAGGAAUCAGGGAGACAGCAGUGGAAUUAACACUGCUAGGGAGCCUGCCAGAGGAAAAGAAAUCAAGGAUUGCUGCUGUGAUGUCCUCUCCAAUGAUAGACCAAGUUUUCUGAAAGAAGCCAGCAGAGAAUCCAUCAGGUCCAGGUGCCCGAUGUGGAUUCAUGUGCAUGACUACUAAUUUAAACUCUUCAGAAGUAACGGCCCCACAAAGCAUUAACCAGACAGCCUCUUAGUGACCAGAGUCUCAAGCUCCAACUUACUAGUAUUCACUGCCUGAUCCACCGUCCCAAAUAAAGUCUGAUAGAAACUCACUACGAACCCGAUUUUCCUCAGCACUUGAACAGUAACAAAUUUCUCAUAACUUUUUGAAUCAGUAAUAGUAAUUUCAAAGUUCGACUUCUCUACUACCUACUAAUAAAAAGGAAGAGAGCUGGACGAAACAUGAAAGCCUGAAGCCGCCUUGUAAGUUGUAACUUUGCUCCGGCGCCGGCGGGCAGUGUUAAAUUAACUAACGGAAAUCAAACGAAUCCAAAGGCGCACCAAAAACAAACGAAGAGCUUGGCUCCAUCUCAGCUGCACCGGGCCAGUGGCCAGUGCCAGUCCACCCACGCGCUGACUAACUAGCUUUCCGAAUAGGAAAAAAAAAAAAAAAAAAAGAGCCUCUCUUCUUCUGUCUUCUGUCGCCUUCUCCUCAUUUGGAAAAUGGAAACCCCGGCGUCUUCUCUACUUCAAAUCCUCAUAAAUAAUCAGAACAAGACUUGGGUUGGGUCUUGAUUGGGUUGGGGUAAUCACUCAUAAUCACAGCUUAGCUCCACUGCGCCACAGGCGGGGUCGGGGAGGCACUUUUUCACUCACUCUCUCUCUCUCUUCUUCUCUUGCUAGAGCGACAAUGGCCUCUUCAGUAGUCUUUCUUUCGGAAGCUAAUGAGUUAGUUUAGUCAAGGGAAGACCAACCCCUCUUGAGAUUUGUCCUUCCCAUCCCAAGGACAUACUCGGUCAAUCUUAAUUCCGUUACUGCUCUGCUCUUGGGAGAAAAGAAAGAUCUGGUCUUUUUCUUCUUCUUUUUCUCUUCUCUGCUUUCCGAGGGGAAGGGAAGAUAUGGAGGAAGAGAAGAAGAACAAGGAAGAGGCUCCCAGGCUAUUGGUUCAGAGCCUGAUAGAUACGGUGGACGAGAUCGCUUCCAUCUCUGAUUACAGAUGCUCGGUGAAGAAGCAGUACUGCAAUCUAGCUCGGAGGUUGAAGCUCUUGACCCCAAUGUUCGAAGAAAUUCAAGAGAGCAAAGAGGCGAUCCCCGACGAGACCCUGGAUUCUCUGGCGUCUCUCAAGUUUGCUCUCGAUUCAGCCAAGGAAUUGCUCAGAUUCGGGAGCCAAGGCAGCAAAAUUUACCUGGCCUUGGAGAGAGAGGACAUAAUCGUUAAGUAUCAUGAGUUGACAUUUCAGUUGGAAGAAGCUCUUAGUGGAAUCUUUUUGGAAAAACUUGACAUAUCAGAUGAAGUUAAAGAACAGGUUGAGCUCGUCCUUUUCCAGUUCAGGAGAGCCAAAGGGAAAUUCGAAUUCCCUGAUACGGGCCUCUAUUUCGAUCUCUUUAAGCUUCAUGGCGAAACUACUGAUGCGUCAGAAGAUCAUGCUCUUCUACGGAGAUUGUCUGAGAAGCUACAACUAACCGGGAUAGAUGAGCUUACUCAAGAGUCACUUGCUUUGCAUGAGAUGGUUUCUGCUACAGGUGGAGACCCUGAGGAGAAAAUAGAGAAGAUGUGGAUGCUACUAAAAAAGAUUAAGAAUUUUGUUCAGACUGAGAAUCCCAACUUGGAUGCUCCUGGGGGAAAAGGUGCUCCUCAAAGUAGUAGUGGACAGGCUUCAACCGAUGAGAAUCAUAAAGUUCUUGUGAUACCAGAUGAUUUCCGCUGUCCUAUAUCUCUAGAAUUGAUGAAAGAUCCUGUCAUUGUAUCAACAGGGCAGACCUAUGAACGAUCCUGCAUUGAGAAAUGGCUGGAAACACAUGGAACAUGCCCAAAGACGCAGCAAUCUCUUGCUGGUACCACACUCACCCCCAACUAUGUCCUACGCAGCCUCAUUGCCCAGUGGUGCGAAGCAAAUGGAGUCGAACCACCAAAACGACCAAGCAGUUCGCGAACCAGUAAACUGGCGUCUUCCUUCUCCCCUUCCGAACGUACAAAGAUCGAAAUACUCCUCCAAAAGCUGACGUCUGGAACUCCCGAGGAUCAGCGUUCUGCUGCAGGCGAGGUCCGUCUUCUGGCCAAGCGUAAUGCCGACAACCGGGUGGCUAUUGCUGAAGCCGGUGCAAUUCCUCUCCUAGUUGGCCUCCUCUCAGUGCCCGACUCUCGCACCCAAGAACAUGCCGUGACAGCUCUGCUUAACCUCUCCAUAUGCGAGGACAACAAAGGUAGCAUCAUAUUGGCAGGAGCUGUUCCCGGUAUAGUAAAUGUGCUGAAAAAGAGUAGCAUGGAAGCCCGGGAGAAUGCUGCUGCUACCCUUUUCAGCCUUUCGGUCGUCGAUGAAAAUAAGGUCAUCAUUGGUGCUUCUGGAGCUAUUCCCCCACUGGUGAUGCUUCUGAGUGAAGGCACCCAGAGAGGGAAAAAAGAUGCUGCAACUGCACUGUUCAACUUGUGCAUUUAUCAGGGGAACAAGGGGAAAGCAGUGAGGGCUGGGGUGGUCCCCACGUUGAUGCACUUGCUUACAGAGCCAGGUGGUGGGAUGGUUGAUGAAGCGCUGGCCAUACUAGCAAUAUUGGCUAGCCACCCUGAUGGAAAGGCAGCCAUUGGUGCUGCAAAGGCUGUACCUGUUUUGGUUGAAGUUAUUGGAAGUGGAUCUCCAAGGAACAGAGAAAAUUCAGCUGCUGUUUUGGUGCAUCUUUGUUCUGGAGAUCAGAAAUACAUGGCUGAGGCACAAGAGCUCGGAGUGAUGGCACCACUUUUGGAUUUGGCACACAAUGGGACAGAACGAGGAAAGCGAAAGGCUCAGCAGCUGCUUGACCGUAUCAGUAGGUUCAUUGAACAGCAGAAGCUGGCCAAAGGCCAAUCGGAUGCUCACCAUCAACUGAAUGGGCCAUCAUCUGCUAUCACGAAUCCUGAAGAUAGCUGAUGAAAAGUUUUGAUCGUCUGUCUGUGCCUUGAUUUCGUGGUUUCGGUUAAAUAUAAAUAGAUGCACCCAUAGGCCGACUUCUUCGAAUUUUGAGAGGGAAAGGUGGAAAGUUACCCGAUCCCGCCCAUCUGUAACAGCUAUUUAUUUUGAAGGCGAGGAUUGGAAGCUGCAAACUUGCAAGACAAAAGGGUGCAUAAGCCGGUAAGAGUCGAGUCUAUGCAAGGGCAGGAAACAGAAAGGGGGAAGAGAGUACGGAGAUGGGGCUUUACAUAUAAAUGUGUCUAACGUGCUGCACCAUUGUUGUAACAUGGGGUUAAUUGCAUCGGUUACCACUUAAGUUUACUUUUUGUUGCACGGUGGCCACCUAAAUGCAUUUUGUUGCACAUAAACCAUUUAUGUCGAAUAAUAGUUGCAACGUUAUCAUUUCCGUCAAUACAGCUAACAGUAGGUACCUAAAUAUAAUUUUCCUCGCCAUGUCAGGAGUCCACGUCACCUUCUCAAACUGAUUCACAUUGGCCCACUUUAAGAAUGAGCCCCUUAUUACUUGCAACUUGCAAGGUGGGUUCGUUGACCCUUUUCUGUAGAAUUUUUUACCGGUAGUCGGCGAUAAAAACUUUCUGGAAAGAUUUGGCGGCAAGGAGCAUCUGCUGAACCUGGAGAUGGCCUUCCCGUCGUCGUAACUAAUUCUGAAGGCGGUUCGGGUGAUGACGUCCUCCUCCGGGUCUGGAACCACUCGGAGACUUCGACCUCGACCUGGCUGGAGUUGGACAUUGCCUAGGUCUACUUGUCCAUCAUUCCGGUCACGCUCUCCGCCACCACUGGCAACAUCAACUGAACUAAACAAGGAAAGACACCGAUUUCUUUUUUUAAUUAUAGAAUUAUUCCCGGAAGAGAAAUAAACUAAUCAGAAAACUAAUUGAAGCUCUUACCUUGAGAUUCACCAUGUGGAAAGUCGGGGUGAUGAUUUUGCGAUGGUGAGCCCGUUUCUCGCCCUCGAGCCGGAAAGGGAGCAGAUAGUGGCAUUAAGGAGUAGAAGGUGGGUUGAUCGAUCAGUCGAUCAAUACAUUAGCGUGACGGUUGUUUGUUUUGUUGGGUGGAUUGAUCGUUUUUUAAGGUUCCGAGUGUAUGGAGCUUGUCUUUGUUUUUUUCUAGUUUUGUAUUAAUGCUGGUAUCUGCUAUGCGUAGUUUCUUGUUGAAUUAGUAAAUGCAUAUUUUUCUUCAAUGAGUAUUCUUUUUACUUUGUUCCUGAAGGUGAUUGGGUUGGGGACUAGUGGUAGUGAUGAAAAUAGAGACCUUUCUUUCUUUGGCCAUUUUAAUUGUAGAAGAAACAGAGUACUCUGUUCUUGGCUUAGUGGCUAAAAGAACUCACAAAUCCAAUCAAUAGACGGCAAGAAAAAUGCAAUGGAGGGGAACUUGUUUGACCGAAUAAUCAUUAUCUAUUUCUGACAUCAAAAUUAGAAAUUUCCUCGGGGAUUAUGGAUCCACCGGCGAUUUCAUCUCAUAUUAUCUUCGUCCCCUGCUCUAGCGAUCCCAGUUGUUGCUGUCGGCGGCAAUUCCAUGCACAAAGCAGCAGUUUAUACCUUUUAUUUGUAGAAUCCACAUCGGUGACGGAAGAUUCUUCUGGUGGAGUGGAGUCCAAAUCCUCGCCGGAAUAUACUCUAUCCUUCCGCGCAGGAAGCACCAAUUUUUAUGGAGAAAUUCUCCAUAAAGUGGGCUAGUCUGACUCAGCUUCAGAAGGUGAUGUGGACUGCCAACAUGACAGGGAAAAUUAAUAUUAGGUACCUAUUGUUAGUUUUAUUGACGGAAAUGGUGACGUUGCAACUAGUAUUUGACGUAAAUGGUUUAUGUGCAACAAAAUACACUUAGGUGGCCACCGUGCAACAAAAUGUAAACUUAAGU
This is a messenger RNA of Linum trigynum, 11411 nucleotides long. The record is from the annotation of a GenBank genome assembly. NCBI's taxonomy places the organism in Eukaryota, Viridiplantae, Streptophyta, Magnoliopsida, Malpighiales, Linaceae.